Nilaparvata lugens (brown planthopper) is the source of this 2407-nucleotide messenger RNA. RefSeq lists its product as uncharacterized. Bases 406 to 2235 code for a protein of 609 amino acids. NCBI's taxonomy places the organism in Eukaryota, Metazoa, Arthropoda, Insecta, Hemiptera, Delphacidae. Gene Ontology annotation, molecular function: lipid binding. The transcript is spliced from 5 exons. The record is from RefSeq and is a predicted model, not a curated record.
GCAUAAAAAUUGACAAUGUUCUGACCGAUUGAACGAAAUUUUGGAACGUCAAUGAAUAGUAAUUAUUUUGUUUACUUAUUUGGACUUGGAGUGUGUAUUGCAGAAGCGAGCUGACCGAUUUGUAGAUAAUAUUCAGUUUGGGGGCUCACUAUCUCAGCACCUUUGACCUCUUUGUCACUGAUGGCACGCUAGAGGCCCAAUAAUAGAGGGAGAAUAACAUUGGCGCUCGCUUUGGUAUGGUGAUCUCUCUCCCUGGCGAAUUGAUGCGAUGCGCAGCUACACAUAGGUCAGGGAUGUCAGUGACUAAUUAGGCAAGCUGUUUGACGUACUAAACAACCAUCAAAACGAAGUUUCCGGUCAGAACUUUUGUUUUGAUCAUCCAUCAGUGGUCCAGUGUCUGUGAUCAUGAAGAGUGUAAGUGUUAUCGCACUGCUGUGUCUUGUGCAGGGAUAUGCUAUAAUCAGCACCAAAGGAGAUGUAUUGUUUGAUACAUUAGAAUUGUCCAAAGAAUCCAGUCCAGAACUUGAUCAUGACGAAAUCGGGAGCCUAGAUCCUUCACUGAGCCUUCCUGACAGCCCCUUUUCACCAGACACUGAAGAUGAUCUGCAACUUAUGUUGGCAGAUGAAGGUGUUGAGAAUAAUGUUGUUGACAUCCCAAUCGUAUCUCCCAGCGUCGAUGUUGUUGAAAUAGAAGAAACAACCGUUGUUUCAUCUACAUCAACAGAGUCAACUUCUCAACCAGAGACAACAACGGAAGUCCAUUGGACAACAAAAAUUGUAGCUCCAUCAAGCACUACAACAACUGAACCCGUUCAAGAAAAUGUUGAGCGAGACGAGCCAGAAUCAACAACAACUUCCACAACUGCCACAACAACGAUACAAGAGAACGAUGAAAACGAGGAGACUGAUUCAACAACCACAGAAUACUCCACUACUCCAGACGUCUCUACAACUCCAGAGGCUUCAAUUACCACCACUGAAGACACCGUCCAGAUUGCGAUUGAGGAAACAGAGAGGAGAAAUAAGGAGUUGGCUCUCAGAAAAGUGAACAAGCUGUCUGAUCAAAUACGAUUGGUUCUGCAGCAGUAUAAGAAAACAAAAACUGUGAAGAUACUCGAUGUACCCAUACCAGAUCCAAUGUCGAUUCCAGAAAUCACAACCCGUUACUCAUCGCUGGGAACGAUCAAUUUCAAAAAUAUGGUGGUCUAUGGUCUCUCAAAUUUCACAGUCAAACACAUCAACACCGAUCUCGAAAAAAUGCAGGUUUACGUGAUGCUGAAAAUAGAUCGUCUAGUAACUAUAGGCAAUUAUUCGAUGAGAACGUGGUUCUCAAGAGCUGCCGGUCCUUGCACUACGAUAAUGUACAACGUGACGGCUGAGAGUGCAGCUGCGUUGCAGCGUAACGAAGAUGGUGAUCUUGAGGCAUCAGAAUCAGAAAUGGAUAUGACAUUCGAGGAUGUGAAACUGGACUUCAAGAACUUGGGCAUGAUGGGAGCCGUGUUCCAAGGCGCCAUGGGAUCUGUAGCAUCAUUGAUGUUCGAUGGCAUGAAACCUGCCAUUCUCGGCGAAGUCAACACAAAACUCAGAUCCGAUGUGAAUAAGAAGUUGAAAACAAUGGCCGCAUCUUUGAAACUGGCCGAUAUGAAUCCAGUAGACCAGGCUGUUAUGGAAGGAAGGAGAUACGUUCAGGACCAAGGAUACGAUCCGUAUUUCCUCAAAAACUUCACGAGAGAUUUUGGCCUGAUCACAGUUAAUGUCACCAAUUUCUAUUUGCGUGGAUUGUCCAGGUUCUAUAGAGUUGGUGAGAUACCAUUUUCCAUGGAUUCAGGAGUUGUGGAAGCUGGAUUACAUGUGGCUACCAAUCGUCUGAAUGGAAGCUGUAUUUGGUCUGUGGGUAUUGGCCACACAGUCAUCAGGAAUGGAAGCCUAGACUUCUCAACUGAACAAUUACAGAUUCGUGGUGUAGUGAGGCAAUCAUUGGACCUUGAAGAGCAGCCGAAGCUACAUGAUCUGGACAUCUUGCUGGGCAGACUUGAGCUGAAAACAGCACGAAUCGACUCACUCGACUACUUUGUCGAGACGGCUGUCAACAAUCUGCCAUCGUUGCUCAGGCACAUCAUUGUGGAUGGCUUGGAGGAUCCAAUCAAGUUCAAAGUCCAACAGAUAUUGGACGAGGUUGACGUACAAGCUAUUGUUAAUGAAACUCUCCCAGCAAUUGAUAAGUUUGGUGUUUGAAAUGUUUCAUAGUUGAAAGUAGCCUAUAUAAUGCUUCAAUAAAACAUCCUAAUUCAUAAUUCAUCAAUAAAACCAACCAACCUGAUUAUUUAUAACUCACACUAAUCUAUAUAUCAUCUAUCUAACCAAGUUUUGUUACCGUACCUAUAAUAAACUUGAAUAUUAUGGAAUA